Molecule: messenger RNA, 1365 nt
Organism: Tripterygium wilfordii
Lineage: Eukaryota; Viridiplantae; Streptophyta; Magnoliopsida; Celastrales; Celastraceae
Product: protein SRC2-like
Exons: 2
Coding region: 378-1193 (271 amino acids)
Biological process (GO): defense response
Source: RefSeq, a predicted model, not a curated record
GGUAUUAACCCUUUUUAUUUGGGUGAAGAGAGAGAAACGAUCAACUGAAAAUUGGGGCAAAAACGUUCCUUGCGUGAAACGAAGAAGUGAAAAUUGGGACAAAAAACGUAGACCGUUCGAUUGGAUAAGGCCAAUCCAUCCAUAUUUUGGACCGGACGUUCCCUGGAUCCAAAAAGCAAGCCCAAGAAGUCGAACUACAGCACCGCAGGUUCUUCUCUCUUCUUUCACAGAACUGGUUGGCAGUGCUUGUGAACAACGGCAUGUAGAGAUCGAUAGCCACGCCCAGAGAAAGAAAGCACGAGGCGAAGCCCAAGUGAGACAAAAAAUCUAGGUAGAUCAGUGGAGAGGUUUGUCAGAUUCUACUGGAAUAUAUCAUCAUGAACAAGAUAACGUUACACGUCAAAGUCAUGUCCUGCAAAGGUCUCAAGGCAUUCAAUUUCUUCCAAAAGUUGUUAGUCUACGCCCUCGUUUCGGUAUUGAUGAGCAGCGAUAAGGAUAAGGAGGAGGUUCAAGUUCAACAGCAGCAGCACAGAACACAGCGAGACGAAGAAGGGGAUGGAGAUCCGGAGUGGAAUCAGGAGAUGCAAUUUGACGUGGAUGAGGGUUUUUAUUGGAACCACUCGGAUCGGAUGCUCAUCCACUUUGAACUUCGGCACGAAGGGAUCAUGUUUGGUGACAAAGUGAUUGGGGAAGUCCGUGUUCCAUUGAAAGAUCUGAUAGGAGAUGAGUUUUCAUCUGACGCAGUAGCCCGGUUCGUGACCUACGAGGUGCGUUCAACAGAUGGAAAAUCCAAUGGAGUCCUCAAUUUCUCCUACAAAUUGCUGAAUUCUAUACCAAAGGAUCAACCUUUAGCAUAUACAUCCUCCGGCAAUAUCACCGGAUAUCCAACAUCACCAAGAGUUCAGUAUCCGCCGCUGGAGAAAGUGGAACCCUUGGCGGUGCCUCAACAAGUCCCUCAUUCUUGGCCGACACAAUAUCAUUAUCCGCCUCCGCCCCCGGUGGCUCAUGGGCCAUAUUAUUACCCUCCUCCUCCUCCUCAAGUUCAUUAUUGGCCACCACAACGGCAUGUUGGCCCGCAAGACACGUGGAGCUCUAGCAGUGGAGAACCACAUGCCCUUGGUAAUGAAGAGAGGGGACCUGAAGAGAGGUGGCCAACACCAAGUGGUCAUCACCACCAUUGGUCCCCAUUUUGAAAUGGCAGGUGAAGACGGCCAACUUUGAAUUGUUGAUAUGCUGCUGCUGUUCAAGUAGUUACUCCUCUCUCCUACAUUUUUUGGUCUGGUAUGCACUUUAUUUGCUUGCUCGAGUGUGGCACUUGAUUACUUUUUGAAAAUUAAUUUAUUCGAUCUACAUAUGAUUAGCAAA